Sardina pilchardus (European sardine) is the source of this 1813-nucleotide messenger RNA. RefSeq names its product purine-rich element binding protein Ab (gene purab). Gene Ontology annotation, cellular component: nucleus. Gene Ontology annotation, molecular function: purine-rich negative regulatory element binding; RNA polymerase II transcription regulatory region sequence-specific DNA binding; DNA-binding transcription factor activity, RNA polymerase II-specific. Bases 50 to 880 code for a protein of 276 amino acids. NCBI's taxonomy places the organism in Eukaryota, Metazoa, Chordata, Actinopteri, Clupeiformes, Clupeidae. Gene Ontology annotation, biological process: regulation of transcription by RNA polymerase II. The record is from RefSeq and is a predicted model, not a curated record. The transcript has a single exon.
UGCAGCAGGCUGAGGCACACUGCGAGAAGGUAAAGAGGGGACGCACAUCAUGGCGGAUAGAGACAGUGGCAGUGAGCACGGAGGAUUCGCCACGGGCCCCGGUGCCGGCCCGAUGCACCCGUCCCGCCUCCAGCACGACACCGAGGAGCUCGCGUCCAAACGCGUUGACAUCCAGAACAAGCGCUUCUACCUGGACGUCAAGCAGAACGCCAAAGGCCGCUUCCUGAAGAUAGCCGAGGUCGGGGCCGGGGGAAACAAGAGCCGCCUGACUCUCUCCAUGUCAGUAGCCGUGGAGUUCCGUGACUACUUAGGGGACUUCAUCGAGCAUUACGCCCAGCUGGGCCCCAGUAACCCGGAGAUGGUGCAGGACGAGCCCAGGCGGGCCCUGAAGAGCGAGUUUCUGGUGCGGGAGAAUCGGAAGUAUUACAUGGAUCUGAAAGAGAACCAGAGGGGGCGGUUUCUGAGGAUCCGUCAAACCGUGAAUCGGGGGCCCGGAUUGGGAACUGCACAAGGCCAGACCAUCGCGCUUCCAGCCCAGGGACUCAUUGAGUUCCGCGACGCGUUGGCUAAACUCAUCGACGAUUACGGAGUGGACGAGGAGCCUGCCGAGCUACCGGAAGGCACUUCUCUCACGGUGGACAAUAAGCGCUUCUUUUUCGACGUUGGCUCGAACAAGUACGGAGUGUUCAUGCGCGUCAGCGAGGUGAAGCCGACCUACCGCAACUCCAUCACAGUGCCCUGCAAAGUGUGGUCCAAAUUCGGCGCGACGUUCUGUAAAUACGCGGACGAGAUGAAGCGGAUCCAAGAACGGAGUCGAGAGAGGAGGGCACGAGAGCUACUACCGGAGGGCCUGCACGGAGACGAAGGAGACGAGGAUUGAUGGAUAUAAAAAGGAUUCUCAGACCAGACAGAGAGAGACCGCUGAAAAGAAAUAAAAAAAUAAAUAUAUAUAUAUAUAAAUAUAUGAAAUAACGAAUGACAUUUAAUCAAACGUUACUGUAAAUGUUAAAAGCGCGAGAGAGAAUUCCAAGGGAUCACCCACAACCUUCACAGACUUGCAGUUACAUCCCACCCAUCGCCGGAUACUACCCACUUACCACCCUACUACAGUAAGCCGCUGCUACCAGUAACAUUGGUCUAUGAACCGUUUUCUGCUCACAAAAAAAUGAUAAUGGACCGGAGUUUGUCUCUCCCCUGUCAACAGCCAGUUUUCUACACGUACAGGCCAUUGCAAUGGGUUCCAAAGUGCAAAUUCAAGAUGUUAUAGCGAAAAAAAGAAAAGAAAAAAGAAUAUAUAGAUAUAUAUAUAUAUACGUUUUUAUGUGUGCUAACAUUUGACUCCAGCACAAAUUAAAUAAUAUUUAGGAGUUUUAUGAAAUAAAACUUCAGCCUAGAAGUUUACACAGAGUAUAUGGUACGCAGAUAGUCUACUAAAGCAAGACCGUGACGUCCCUGUGUGUUUGUGCACACAGUGUACAGACUUUGGAGGACGUGUUAACAAGCGUCUAUCUGGAAAAAAAAAAGAAACGAGCUAAAGUAAACAUGCAUUUGAAGAAUUAGAGGUACUUUAUAUUCACUUGUUUGCCAUUUUGAAUAGACGGCAGGCGAGCGCGUCAGGUCGCAGAUGACGUCCCAUCACGACCAGUGCGCGACUCCUAAUAUUGAAUAUCAGCCCCCAGCACCGUAUACCCCCUUGGGAAAAUGGAAUGACAAAAAGUGCUAACUUAGAAAUAUGAAAUAUGAUUUUGUGAAUCAGAUGUAUUUAAAUUCUGAACAUGCCCACGUUUUCUGUGGGAGUAUUCUUUUUUUUUCU